Molecule: messenger RNA, 3219 nt
Organism: Plasmodium gonderi
Lineage: Eukaryota; Apicomplexa; Aconoidasida; Haemosporida; Plasmodiidae
Exons: 1
Coding region: 1-3219 (1072 amino acids)
Source: RefSeq, a predicted model, not a curated record
AUGAUGGAUUACAGUGGAGAUGUUAUGGACAUUGAAGGAGAUGACUUGUUAAUAAAUCAUAUGAAAUAUAAUGGGAAGAAUAAAAGUUAUAAUGUUUAUUCAUUAAAAUUAAAAUCGAAAAGUGAUAAAUCAAAAUAUUAUGAAAUUACGAAUUCGUUAACAUCAGAAAUAUUUAUGAAAGGAUAUUUAAACAACAAUACAGAUUUAAUUCUUCUAUCGGAUUAUCUAUUUUCUAUGUAUGAUAAUGAAAAAAAAAAAAAAUACACAUUAAUAAAUUUGAACGAUUGUGAACCAAGCGAUUUUGUAUAUUUUAAAAAAAAUAUUAUAUUUAUACAAAAAAAUAAAUUUUCAUUAUUUCAAGCAAAGACAAGUGGAAAAUGUAAUAUCAUGUUAAAUUUGAAAGAUCCACCUAUAAAAGUCAAUUUCUGUUCAGAUCAGAAAAAUAUGAUAUAUGUAAGUACUAAAAGUAGGUUAUAUUUUUUAAAAUUAUUACAUUUUAAGGAUAAAACUAUAAAAGUGAGAAACACCAGUAUGAGUCUACCUGCAAAAAACAGACAAGAAGAGCAUGUAUAUCAUUCUUACAAAAAUGAAAGUGCACAAAUGAAAAGUGAAUAUAAAGAAGUUAUACAUGUAUGUAGUUAUUCUUAUAAAGAUGCAACUGUAUACAAAUUUGUAAAAGGAGAAAUAAAAAAUAAAAAAAAGUGCCUAAUAAAGUUGGAUAUAAACAUGUUAAAUAAUGAAUAUAUAAAAGGAGCAUUUUUUUUUAAAAUCAAACAUGCUUCAAAGAUUAACAACAAUGAAUGUGAAGUACGCCCUGUUUUGGCAUCUGAGAAAAGUUCAUUGCAUUCUGUCAAAGUUGGUGAUGAAAAAGAACCCAAAGUAAUUAUCCUACCCGAUGAAGAAAUGACAAAUGGACAAAACUGUCAUGAUGAUUCGAGUAAUCAUAAUGAAGAUAUAAGCCCAUUAGAGGAGAAGCCUCAUAAUUUCCAGGACAAUUCAACAGACCAAAUCAUGACAGAAGAAGAAAUAAACAAUCCCAACUGUUUAAACUCAAAGGUAUGUAACAGUGAUAGCAAAAUAGAUGAAAAGAAUUCAAUUAUUACAGAAGAUCUUGUAAGUAACACUUGUGAAACAGUGGAAGAAGGUACUUUAAAGUUAUACCUUCUAAUAUACAGUGAGAGUGGAAAGGUACUAAUAUACUUUAUUGAUUAUUUGAAUGUAUCUGAUUUUAAAUUUGGACUUGUACAUGUUUGUAAAAGUCCUUUGGCCCAUAUAAUAUUGCCAUUCAAAAUAAUGCACAUAUAUAACGUAUCUGAUAUAUUUUUAAAAAGAGUUAUAAAACAGAAAAAUAUCAUAAAAAAGAAAAAAGAAAAAUCACAUAAUUUUAAUAAAUAUAUGCUACAUAUUGUUAAUAAACAUUUAUACAUAAAUAAUAACUUUUUUAUGGAUACAAUUAUCAUGAAUGAAAAAUCAGCAGUUGUUUAUACAAUUCAAAUUCAUCAUGAUUUUUUAUCUGUUCCUGAAAAGUUUGAUAAACCGUUACUUUUAAAAGUAAUGAAUUCGAAUGACAAAAUUGUGGCAAUUAAGGAUGUAGAAGAUAAUCAAAUGAAAAAAAAUAUCAUUAACAAAAUUUUGAAUGAAUCCAAAUUUUCUAUUUAUUCAGAUAGUGAUUCAUACAUAGAUAGUGAUAUCACAUGGAAUGAUGAAAGUAGCCAAACAGAUAGUUGUGAUGAUGAGAAAUCCGAUUGUAGUUAUUAUGAUCGGGUGGUAUGCCAUGAUCAUCUAAACAUAGAUGUACAUCCAAAUGACUCUAAAUUCAAGAAUGUUGACAAUGUACAAUACACCAUGGGUUUGCACUUAUCGGAUGAGAAAACACGUCUAAUAGAAAUUGUUACAAAUGAACAAGGAAUGAAUAAAUCUCAAAAUAGAGAAAAUAGCAAUAUGCAUAACGAUGAAACUCUACUUAAGGAAGAACCCACCAGUGGAAGUAAUCACCACCAAGCGCAACUUGUAAAAAGGGUUGAAGAAGGUGAUGACAAAACCCCAGAAAAAAAUGACGAAGAUGAGGUUACUACAAGUGUAUCAAAACAUGAUGGAAGUUUAUCCAGUUCGACGCAUAGAAAAAAUAGGGUUCAUACUUCAUGUAAUUCUACACCCUCUAUGGAGGAAUGUGAGAGUUUGCAGGUAUCCAGGACGGACGACAUGCAUGGAAAGGCCCACGAAGGGGAAGGAGAAGCAGACGAAGGGGAAGGAGAAGCAGAAGAAGGGGAAGAAGAAGCAGAUGAAGGGGAAGGAGAAGCAGAUGAAGGGGAAGAAGAAGCAGACGAAGGGGAAGGAGAAGCAGAUGAAGGGGAAGGAGAAGCAGAUGAAGGGGAAGGAGAAGCAGAUGAAGAGGGAGUAGAAACACACGAAGAACCGAAUAACAUGAAAACACAAAAUAAAAAGGGAGAUAUAGAGAGAAAAAAGGAAAAUAAGACAACGGAUAGAAGCAAAAAUGAUUCUGAAAAAAUGAUAAGAGAACAAAGUGAAAAUACAAAGGAAAGAGAUGAUGAUAGGGGGAAGAGAAAAAUGAAGAACGAAAAAAAUAUACAAGAGGAUGAGAAUACAAUGCAUGAUUUUUUGGAAUGUGGAAAUAUAAAGAAACCUAAAGUAGAAGAAAAUGUAUCGAACGAAAUAUCAAUUAAUAAAAAAACAAUCAAAACUGCUGAAGAUUGUUUUAACGAUAUAGACAGUCAUUCCGAUAACGAAUGGAAAAACCCAAACGAUGAAAAUUUAACUACCGUCAGGGACAAAUUUAUAGGAUUAUCCUCCAUGCUUAAAUUAAACAUGUCACUAAGAAGGUACAAUAAGCUUACUCAAUUGGUUAAUAUAAAGGAUAAAAAAUUGAUUAAAGAAACAAUUGUCAAUAUAGGGAAAAAAUAUGCCAUCAAACUACUGGAAUUUCUUUUGAAUUCGUUAAUGCGAAAUAGAUUUUUUUUAAAUACCUUUUUUUUUUGGAUUAAAGCCAUAUGCAAAGAAUAUAAAGAUACACUGAAAGGAAAAAAAUAUCGUAGAUUAGUCACCAAAAUAUCUCUCAUUGCAGAAAAUAAUUUAAAGAAUGAAUAUAUAAUAAAGCAUGCUUUAAAAAAAAUUGAUUUUACUAUUGACCACAUAGGAAAAAAUAAAAUUUUCGACUGUGAAGAGAUUUUAAAUUAUAGAGAUGGAACUAUCAUGAAAUGA